AUGAAGUUCUUCAGAGCACGAAGCUCCAUCCCUGUCCCAGAGGUCUAUCACUUCGAACCCGAAUCUGUCGAUGUGGGGGCACCAUACAUGAUCAUGGAAUAUAUUCCUGGUACAGUCGCGUCUGAACUACGCAAAAAGAUAGAAGCCCCCUUGAGUCAAUUUGGGACGCUUGAGCAAGACCAAAAGUUCCGACGACAAAUGGCGGCUAUUCAAGUCGAGAUGGCAUCACUGCAAUUUGACAAAAUAGGGUCACUGUAUGAAGAUCCAAAGACAGGGGACUUUUAUGUCGGACCCGAUUGUCAAACCGGACAGGGCCCUUGGGAGUCGUCUCUUGAAUACUAUCGCUAUCUGGCCCAGCAUAAGCUGGAGGAUGCUGUUCAGAACGCCCCAGAAGAGGUGAUGGAUGACCCUUCAUUUUCGCUCCCUAUACUCUUUGAGCGGCUCAUUUCGAUGUACACCGAUGAGAAGUCAAUCCGAGGACCGUUUGGCAUCGCACAUCCGGACUUCGGAGCGCAUAACCUUCUUGUCAAUGAGAACUUCGAAAUUCUAGCUGUCGUUGAUUUUGACGGUGUUAUUGCGGCUCCCAUUGAAGUACAGGCCCAGUUUCCAACCUUGACAGGACUAAAGGGGGAACCGCCAUUCCAUGUGGAAACGAAACCACUAGCAAUUGCGCGUAUCCACCGAGUUAGGCCAAAGCUCGAGGAGUAUAAGCGCAUGAUUCAGGAGCAAGAAAGAGAGACUAAGAUUGGUGAUGGUACUCUUGGUCAAAAGGGACGUCUGGGCGAUUUGUUGCUUUCGCAUGCUUCUGCCAUCAUUGCCGGUCUAGAGGCUUAUGGCUCGCACCAAGAUUGGGUCAAUCAGAUGUGGAUGCUUUCCUUCUCUCGUCUUCUCAGGCUGAAAUUAGCGUCGAUGGCUGGGAAAGAGGAUGGAUCUCAUGAGUCCGAUAGCCACUAG
This is a messenger RNA of Penicillium salamii, 954 nucleotides long. Lineage: Eukaryota; Fungi; Ascomycota; Eurotiomycetes; Eurotiales; Aspergillaceae. The record is from the annotation of a GenBank genome assembly.